This is a messenger RNA of Strongylus vulgaris, 213 nucleotides long. NCBI's taxonomy places the organism in Eukaryota, Metazoa, Nematoda, Chromadorea, Rhabditida, Strongylidae. The record is from the annotation of a GenBank genome assembly.
AUGCCGGUCUACGGGUUGAAUUGUUUCUCACUUAUGAAGUAUGACACCGUAGUAUUCUCUAGAAGCGCCGUAGAUCUACUAGAAGAGCGCUUACUGAAACAGCUUCAUAGAGCAGGCCCUCUAAACAAAAAAUACAGAUAUAUGGACUACAAAGAGCGGAUACUGAACGAAGGCGAAGGAGAAGACGAUCCCGAACAGCCUCCUAUAGUUUAA